This is a messenger RNA of Fukomys damarensis (Damara mole-rat), 1654 nucleotides long. It is a transcript of the gene Snai1, whose product is annotated as snail family transcriptional repressor 1. The record is from RefSeq and is a predicted model, not a curated record. The transcript has 3 exons. Gene Ontology annotation, molecular function: DNA-binding transcription factor activity, RNA polymerase II-specific; RNA polymerase II cis-regulatory region sequence-specific DNA binding. NCBI's taxonomy places the organism in Eukaryota, Metazoa, Chordata, Mammalia, Rodentia, Bathyergidae. Gene Ontology annotation, biological process: regulation of DNA-templated transcription. Bases 141 to 935 code for a protein of 264 amino acids.
GCGUGACUUCCUUGAUUACGCCCUACCCGGCAGGCUACUUAAGGGAGGCGGCGGCGCGUUUCCACUCACAGCGUCGCUGCGCGGCCUCGCGAGCGAGUUCGUGUCUGUGGCGAUCCGGUAGCCCGCGUACCUCGGCCACCAUGCCGCGCUCUUUCCUCGUAAGGAAGCCUUCUGACCCCAACCGCAAGCCCAACUACAGCGAGCUGCAGGAUUCCUCUCCUGAGCUUACCUUCCAGCAGCCCUACGACCAGGCCCACCUGCUGGCAGCCAUCCCGCCCCCGGAGGUCCUCAACCCCUCGGCCUCCCUGCCCACGCUCAUCUGGGACUCUGUCCUGGCGCCUCUGGCCCAACCCCUCUGCUGGGCCUCGCUGCAGCCCCAGGAGAGCCCCAAGGCGGCGGAGCUGACCUCCCUGUCCGACGAGGACAGUGGGAAAGGCUCCCAGCCCCCCAGCCCACCCUCACCAGCUCCUUCAUCCUUCUCCUCUGCCUCGACCUCUUCCCUGGAGGCCGAGGCCUACGCUGCUUUCCCAGGCUUGGGCCAAUUGCCCAAGCAGCUGGCUCGGCUCUCCGCAGCCAAGGACCUCCAGUCUCGGAAGGCCUUCAACUGCAAGUACUGCAACAAGGAAUACCUCAGCCUGGGCGCCCUCAAGAUGCACAUCCGGAGCCACACGCUGCCCUGCGUGUGCGACACCUGUGGGAAGGCCUUCUCCCGGCCCUGGCUGCUGCAGGGCCACGUCCGCACCCACACCGGGGAGAAGCCCUUCUCCUGCCCCCACUGCAGCCGCGCCUUCGCAGACCGCUCCAACCUGCGCGCUCACCUGCAGACCCACUCGGACGUGAAGAAGUACCAGUGCAGGAUGUGCUCCCGCACCUUCUCCCGAAUGUCCCUGCUCCACAAACACCAGGAGUCUGGCUGCUCGGGGGGUCCCCGCUGACCUCGCACCUCUCCGGCCCUCCCCGCAGCCCCACCUCCCGGAGGAGGGAGCCCGUCCUUCCCACCCACCCAGAGUUCCCUCCCGAGCACCCGUGGGCUGUGUCUGUCCCUCAGGACUUUGGGGAAGCCGCUUUCUGGUUCUGUUGUCCGCUCAGGGGCCUGCUGGUACCCUUUGCCUGGAGUCCUUCCUGGCAGCCGUGUGGGGCGUGUUCCUGAGCGGCCCUGUGUGGUUUGUGUAUCCAGAGCUGUUGGAUACAGCUGCUUUGUGCUCCGGACAAAGGCAGCUGACUGGCUGGGAAGCCCCCGCCCCACUCUGGAACCCACACCCCUACCUCCAACCACCUCCAGGACCCUCGGGCCUCCUUCCUCAAGGUGCGACUAACUAUGCAAUAAUCCACUCCAGGCGGUUUUGGGACGGGAGGACAGACAGGAGGACAGACUGGAGGAUGCGUCUAGACCUCCAGAUGCCCCUGGCCGGGGCAGCUAUUUCAGCCUCCUGUUUGUCACGGCGACACCUGUUUCAUGGGCAAUUUAACAAUGUCUCAAAAGGGACUGUGAGUAAUGGCCGUCACUUGUCAGGGGCCAAGUGGGGUGCUUUGGCCUGAGCGAUGUGUCUCCCAGAACUAUUUUGGGGGCCCGACAGGUGGGCCUGGGAGGAAAAUGUUUACAUUUUUAAAGGUACACUGGUAUUUAUAUUUCAAGCAACAUUUUGUAUAAGGG